UUUCCGACAACGUUGCGACUGAAACUGCUUUUUUGAUUAAAUUGGAUAAAUUUUUAUUUAAUUUGUAUUUUAUCAAAUAAUUAAAGGGAAUUAUUUUUAAAUUGUUCUACUAAGGCGUUGUUUUUUUUAUACGAAUAUCAACUUUGUUAUCUAAGAUUUUUCGCUCAAUCAAUCAAAUCAAAUGGUUUUUUUGUAAUUUAAUUUUAAAUUUACAGUAAAUGGUAUUGUAAAAAAGUGUAAUUCUGAAUAAAAUUCACUAAUUUUAGAGACGCAAUUUCGCAAAAUAAACAAGCACUAAAUAGUUAAAAAAUGUCUUCUUCAGUUGUUUACAUAUUGGAUCUUAAAGGCAAAGUACUGAUCUCUCGAAACUACCGUGGGGACAUAGACUCUAAUGUGAUUGACAAGUUCAUGCCACUUGUGAUGGAGAAGGAGGAGGAAGGCAAUGUGACACCCAUCAUUCAGCAUGGAAAUGUUUCCUUUGCCUACAUCAAAUACAACAAUUUGUAUUUGGUAUCUUUGACAAAGAAGAAUGCCAACAUUGUCAUGGUGUUCCAGUUCCUUCACAAGAUGGUUCAAGUAUUUCUGGAAUACUUCAAAGAGUUAGAGGAAGAGAGCAUCAGGGACAAUUUUGUCAUCAUUUACGAACUCCUCGAUGAGUUAAUGGAUUUUGGCUACCCGCAGACAACUGAUAGUAAAAUUCUGCAAGAGUACAUAACCCAGGAAGGUCACAAGUUGGAGAUAGCUCCUAAGCCCCCGAUGGCAGUGACCAAUGCAGUCUCCUGGAGGUCAGAGGGCAUCAAAUAUCGCAAGAAUGAAGUCUUCCUCGAUGUUGUCGAGUCCGUUAACUUAUUGGUAAGUGCCAAUGGUAACGUGCUGAGAAGUGAGAUAGUGGGGGCCAUCAAGAUGAGAGUCUACCUCUCCGGCAUGCCCGAACUCAGACUGGGCCUCAAUGAUAAAGUCCUUUUUGAGAGUACCGGCAGAGGCAAAAGCAAAUCAGUGGAGUUGGAAGACGUGAAGUUUCAUCAGUGCGUGCGGCUGUCGAGGUUCGAUAACGAUCGAACCAUCUCAUUCAUUCCUCCUGAUGGCGAGUUCGAACUCAUGUCCUACCGACUCAAUACUCAUGUGAAGCCGUUGAUAUGGGUGGAGUCAGUGAUUGAGAGGCACGCUCAUAGCAGGGUUGAGUAUAUGAUUAAGGCAAAAAGUCAAUUCAAGCGUCGAUCGACCGCAAACAACGUAGAGAUCAUAGUACCUGUGCCAGUAGAUGCCGACUCUCCGAAAUUCAAGACCACCUGUGGCAGUUGCAAAUAUUCCCCCGAGCAGAGUGCCGUCAUUUGGACUAUCAAGUCUUUUCCUGGAGGUAAAGAUUACCUGAUGAGAGCCCACUUCGGACUGCCCAGUGUGACGGCCGAGGAUUCGGAGGGCAAGCCACCGAUCCACGUUCACUUUGAGAUACCCUAUUUUACAGUUUCUGGUGUCCAAGUACGUUACCUGAAGAUCAUAGAGAAGAGUGGGUACCAGGCUCUGCCCUGGGUCAGGUACAUCACCCAGAAUGGGGACUACCAACUCAGGACCCAGUAACUAGUGUGAUUAGGGAUUAAAAAUAUAUUAUUAGUGAUUGAGGACGAUUUAAAGUGGAUCUUUGAUAAUAAUGAAAAGAUUAUAAAUGUAUAUUGUUCGCGAGCGUUGUCAAUGUUUACUUAACUAAUUAAUAUUUAUCAUUAGUAUAUUGUGAUAUUGAUUAACUUUUCACCUACCAGUUAUAUUUAUGAUAAACAUACACGUGUAUGUGUACGUGUAUGUGUACAUGUUAAACGCACACAUGUGUUUACUGCUAGCAUGUAUGUAUUGUGUAUUAUUAUUGUAUCAUUCCAAAUGUUAAUGAUGAUUAGAUUUAUUGUACAUUUAUACGUGCCCUGCACAUAUGUUUAUGUAUGUUUAGUGUAUACAUAUACAUGUGCGUGUGUGUGUGAGAUUGUGUAUGUGUGUAAGAAACACAAACUUGAAAGGAUUAAAUCAUGCACAACUUGUGUGGAUAGAAAAAUAAUUAAAUUGAUUUUUUUCAUCACAAUUGUUAUUAUUGUUGCUGUUAUUGUUGUUAUUAUUAUUGUUAUUUACAUCUAUAACUAAUUUUUUAUUAAUUAUUUUUAUUAUUAAUAUUAUUACGAAAAUUUCGUAAUAUUUUU
Messenger RNA from Helobdella robusta, 2183 nucleotides. RefSeq lists its product as hypothetical. The transcript has 11 exons. Lineage: Eukaryota; Metazoa; Annelida; Clitellata; Rhynchobdellida; Glossiphoniidae. Gene Ontology annotation, molecular function: clathrin-cargo adaptor activity. Bases 310 to 1578 code for a protein of 422 amino acids. The record is from RefSeq and is a predicted model, not a curated record. Gene Ontology annotation, cellular component: clathrin-coated vesicle; clathrin adaptor complex. Gene Ontology annotation, biological process: intracellular protein transport; vesicle-mediated transport.